Molecule: messenger RNA, 1602 nt
Organism: Pyricularia pennisetigena
Lineage: Eukaryota; Fungi; Ascomycota; Sordariomycetes; Magnaporthales; Pyriculariaceae
Exons: 6
Coding region: 1-1602 (533 amino acids)
Source: RefSeq, a predicted model, not a curated record
AUGACGCGCCCUGAACACCCACGAGCGAGUUGCCCGUUUUGCGGCUACGAGGCUAACGAAUAUGGCGUACUUCUUUGUCAAAGAGAUAUAACUCACGCAUGGUUUCUUCAGCAUAUGGAACACGUGCACCCCGAGGGCGAGUCUCCCUCCGUCGUCAGGGAUAGCAACAACAGCAGCACAGUCUCUUCAGCCGCAAACGGUGGCUUUGCGCUGGACGACGCAGACGGCAUCCAGUACGCCGAGUGUCCCGUUGAUGGCUGCGGUGAGGUUGUUCGGGGUGACGAGAUGGACUACCACGUCGAGCUCCAUGCUCAAGAGGAAGGGCCCGAAGAUGGGAACGCCGUAUCUUUCAACCGGCCAAGCGGUGGAUCUCGCCCUUUAUCUAGCGCUGGAGCCCAAGCAACUGCCGCGAACCAGACUCGCAUGACACAGGACUUGCCGCAGGAACGGAGUCAGAACAAUGACCACAUGCCUCGGAGCCGACGUGAGCACCGCGAUAAUGGCAGCCGUCACCGUCAGCGGGCCGAGGAUGCUAAUAAUGAUCGCCACAGUGGCGGAGGCCACCGGCAAUCUUCCCUGUUGCAGUGGAUGGGCUUGAUUUCGCGUCCGUCGUCUGCCUUAUCACGCAGGCACCAGGAACGUGGCAAGAGCAAAGCGGGAAGCUCCAGUGGGCACAGCAGCAGCACGGCUACACCGGAGGCAGUCAACCACGCACCUGGGAUAGGAGUCUCCACACCACCAUCGAUGUCUCCAGCCCAAGUCCAGGAGAAAAAGCGACUUGGGAAGGCAGAAUUAGGAAAAUAUGCCCACGAACAAACCAUGCCCGCUUGGUUAGUUGCGCAUUUGCGCAAGGGAAAGGAGGUCAGAGCUGAAGGCGUACUGCCAGUGCUUGAACAACUGCUUGAGCAGAGUGCCACUACGAAGUAUGCGUAUUUAUGCCAUCCAGAAGUAGAGCACGUCUCAAAACUCAAGAGAGAAGGCGGGUUUUGUGGCUACCGAAACAUUCAAAUGAUGGUGUCUUACAUCAAUGCUGUUUCGUUUCCAGGUCAUCAACACUUUGACGGGCUUCCUUCGGUCUUUAGGAUACAGGAUCUAAUCGAAAAUGCUUGGGACAAGGGCAUCAACGCCCAAGGUCGGGUUGAGACGGGGGGCGUAAAGGGUACUCGCAAGUAUAUCGGCACCCCUGAAGCUCAGGCUGUCUUGUGCAGUCUCGAGAUUCCUUGCGAGGCUCAAGGUUUCAAGAAUCGAGAGCCCGGCAGGUCGGAAGCACGCCUGAUGCAGGAAGUUGAACGUUACUUCCAGUCUGGCGACUUUAAUCCAGAAUACAAAGUUCGACGCACAAAACUGCCGCCAAUUUACUUUCAACAUGCCGGGCACUCCAUGACGAUUGUCGGUUUCGAGAAGCUCAAGGGCGGUCUCACCAAUCUUCUUGUUUUCGACCCCAUGUUCCGCGACUCCAGUGCCAUCCUUAAGCUGGUAGGGCGCCAGUUUGAGUACAAGUUCCCCGAUCUGGCUCUGAAGCCAUACCGACGUGGGAACAAGUACCUGAAGAAAUAUCGCGAGUUUGAGCUCCUAAAACUAAAACCACCGCAGCCCGCAUAG